This is a messenger RNA of Penicillium coprophilum, 706 nucleotides long. Its product is annotated as F1F0 ATP synthase subunit d. Bases 1 to 522 code for a protein of 173 amino acids. NCBI's taxonomy places the organism in Eukaryota, Fungi, Ascomycota, Eurotiomycetes, Eurotiales, Aspergillaceae. Gene Ontology annotation, molecular function: proton transmembrane transporter activity. The record is from RefSeq and is a predicted model, not a curated record. Gene Ontology annotation, biological process: proton motive force-driven ATP synthesis. The transcript is spliced from 4 exons.
AUGGCUGCUCGCAGCGCCGCUCUCAAGAUCGACUGGGCCCAGGUGUCGACCUCCCUCGGCCUCCGCGGCCAGACCGCCGUUUCCCUCCAGGCUUUCAAGAAGCGCAAUGACGAGGCUCGCCGCAAGGUCCAGGUUCUGUCCGAGCAGCCCCAGACCGUUGACUUCAGCCACUACCGCGGCAUCCUGAAGAACAAGGCCAUCGUCGACGAGCUCGAGAACCACUUCAAGUCUUUCAAGCCCGCUACCUACGAUGUCAACCGCCAGCUGAAGGCCAUUGACGCCUUUGAGGCCCAGGCUGUCCAGAACGCCGAGGCUACCAAGGGUAAGGUUGAGGCCGAGCUGCAGAACUUGCAGAAGACCCUGCAGAACAUCGAGACCGCCCGUCCCUUCGAGGACCUCACUGUCGACGAGGUUGCUGCCGCCCAGCCCGAGAUCGACGAGAAGACCGCUUCCCUUGUCUCCAAGGGCAAGUGGAUGCCCCCUGGCUACAAGGAGCGCUUCGGCGAUCUGUCCGCCGUUUAAGCGUGGACUCUUGUGGCCUCAAAUCCGCAUUUUUAUUCCUCGCUCCAUCACACUACGUGAUCAUGACUUUUGGAGCCAAGAAGAUGGCUAUUCAGCCAAUGUGUGGUCAGAUACCUCCGAUAGUGUGGUGGGGUAGCUGGGAUGUGUAUAGAAACAAUACAUUAGUCGUUUCUGCGUUCAUUAA